Messenger RNA from Ruditapes philippinarum (Manila clam), 583 nucleotides. RefSeq lists its product as uncharacterized. The coding region runs from base 62 to 583 and encodes 173 amino acids. The transcript has 2 exons. Gene Ontology annotation, molecular function: protein binding. Lineage: Eukaryota; Metazoa; Mollusca; Bivalvia; Venerida; Veneridae. The record is from RefSeq and is a predicted model, not a curated record.
AAUUAGUCGUUUUGAUUCACAAACUUUGACAUUAAAGAAGUUAUAAAAAUAGUAGUGGAAGAUGGAAACGGAAUUGACAGAGGAAAAAGAAAUGAAAGAUUCAUUUGAUGAGGUGUUAGACUUUGGAGAAAAUAGUGGUCUUGCUGAUUUAAAAUUGACUGUCGAGGGCAGAACUAUUCCUGUAAUAAAAGGACUGCUUUGCAUGGCUUCACCUAAACUGUGUUCUAUACUAGAGUCAACAACAGAAUUAGAUUUACCUGAAAAGAAAUAUGACGACGUUGUGGAAUUCCUGAAAUGUAUUUAUCCAAACAAAUUAAAGACGAUCACAGAUGAAAAUGUAUACAAAGUCCUGCCAUUAGCGAGUGAGUAUCAGGUCGAAAAACUGAAAAGGCGAAGCGAGAAAGUUCUGCUUGGUAAGAUGAAACAACAUUUCAUGAAAAACGCUCUUGAAUUAUAUAGACAUAUAAAGCUAGCAGAAUUGUAUGGAAUGGACGAGUUGAAACAGGCAUGUAUUUACGCUGCGUCUGACCUUAAAUUACCCGACUUGAAAGGGGCGAGAUCGGUGCAUUCUAUUUCUUCUUGA